This is a messenger RNA of Cercospora beticola, 1440 nucleotides long. RefSeq lists its product as uncharacterized. Lineage: Eukaryota; Fungi; Ascomycota; Dothideomycetes; Mycosphaerellales; Mycosphaerellaceae. The record is from RefSeq and is a predicted model, not a curated record.
AUGCACGACCAGGCCACCCUUCGCCGUAUUCGUCGACACGCCAUGAAGGACAUUGGUUUCCAGCGACGUCGGCCCAAGAAGAAGCGGAACAUCUCGAUUCAAUUGGAGUACAUCGAAGAUCUCACGUCUUCCAUGACUUCAGGUCACGAUUCCGGAUAUGCAUCGCCCCUAUUACUGAGUCCGGCCCCUGCUAUUGGCGGCGGAUCGAUACACGCCUUCUUCCAUCUUCCGAUCGAGCUUGACGACAUUGGCAAAGGCUUAUUGGCCAAUAUCUGGACUUCGGAUUAUAGCAUCAGUUGCCAGAGCGCUCAUCGGCCGGAUUGGUUCAUGACAGGAAUAGCCGAUGAGGCGACAUUUUACCAAGUGCUCGCCAACUCUGAAUUAUAUUUUGAAGUGCUUUGUAGCCCUCAACGCUCCCAGGUGGGGCAAGAGACAUCUCUAAGUAUGUAUUAUCAUCAGAAAGCGGUGACACUGCAACGACAACGUCUCGAAAAUGUGUUCAAGACGAAGGUGACCGAAGCGAUGUUGGGUACAGCAGCGAGCUUGUUACUGUAUGCUGAGAUGUCAGGAAACGCCGACUGGUGGUUACCACAGCAGAAAGGCAUGCUAGAAAUGGUUCGAGCUUUCGAAGGUGGACUAGCAGCCCUAGACCGAAACAGACCGCUGAGGGCCGCCUGCAGCUGGGCGGAACUGCGCGGAGCUUUCGUACUGGACCUGUCAUGUGGUUUGCCACUGCCAUCGUGGUGGCAGGAGGAGUAUGACAGGGGCAUCAAUGGCGACCAUGGUCCUGUGAUAUUGUGGGCCGCUGAAGAUCCAGGGCUGCGCGAGGAAUUCUUCAAGGUCUUCGGUCAUGUGCCACAGUGGCUCGAAACUCUUGAUGCGGUUGCGACUCUGGCAGGUGUGGUCAGCUCAAGGUUACAGAAGGCUCCCGGCAUACGUCAACAACAAGACGACAUACUACUGUGGACCGAUGUUGUUGCUCAUCGACUUCUCUGCCUUCGUGCGAACGAUACUACAUUGUCACUCGACGAUAACCAACGAUCGAUACUCGAAGCUUGUCGUCUGACAUUUCUCAUCUUCAUUGCGGUCGUCUAUCGAUGCCUAGGCGCUCAUCCUUACAAUACCACAAUUCUGAUUCAAAAGCAACAGCAACGUCUUCUUCGCUCGCAAUCCGUCGACUGGGGUGGCCUGGGCAAGCUUCUGGUGUGGAUGGAGCUCAUAGCAUCUCUGGAAGGCGCAAGUUUCGAUGUGAUGCAUGUGCCGAAAGACACACUACAGCAGUGGUUACUCGAACAACAGCUGGGGCUCACGAAAUUGCUGUCUCACAGUUUUAAUCUGGCCAGUGUGAAGCAGGUUCUCUGGUUGCCAGAACUAUUCGAUCUCAAAGUAACGGCGUUUGUCAAAGGCGAGUGGCAUAGCGAAUGGAUUAAGAAGUGCUGA